Messenger RNA from Thrips palmi, 1478 nucleotides. RefSeq names its product galactose-1-phosphate uridylyltransferase (gene Galt). Gene Ontology annotation, biological process: beta-D-galactose catabolic process via UDP-galactose, Leloir pathway. Gene Ontology annotation, cellular component: cytoplasm. Bases 286 to 1347 code for a protein of 353 amino acids. NCBI's taxonomy places the organism in Eukaryota, Metazoa, Arthropoda, Insecta, Thysanoptera, Thripidae. Gene Ontology annotation, molecular function: UDP-glucose:hexose-1-phosphate uridylyltransferase activity; zinc ion binding. The transcript has 7 exons. The record is from RefSeq and is a predicted model, not a curated record.
UGACACUUGGGAGUGAUUAGUAGCACCCAUGGUGGUGAGUCAAAAGUGCCCAACUACUACCCCCUACUGCCAAACACUGUGGUCGCUGCCUGACUUUUGCAUAAAAGCUGGGCCCCGACCGCCGGUCCACAUUGCGGUUCGGUUCAACAAGUUGCGAAAAAAAUAAAAUAAUAACGAGUAAAGAGAGGCUGUGUGCUAUCAAUGAGCCUUAUCAGUUUGAAAAUAAUUGCGGGGCAUCUUUCAGAGAAUAACAUCAGUCGGCGUCAAGGACGCCCAUAGGACGAGAUGGCUUCUUUUGAUCCUACAGAUCACCAGCAUAUAAGAUGGAAUCCCCUGAAAGCAGAAUGGGUACUGGUUUCACCUCAUCGUAUGAAGCGUCCAUGGAGCGGACAGGUGGAGAAGACUACAGAGGAGGAAGUGCCCGAAUUUGAUCCUAAAAAUCCUCUCUGUCCUGGUGUUACGAGAGCUAAUGGAGAAAUUAACCCUGUUUACGAAUCAACCUUUGUGUUCACAAACGAUUUCCCUGCUCUCUUGGAAGAUGUUCCUGCUCCCAAAACAGACCCAGAGGAUUCUCUUUUCCAAAUGAAAAGAGCAAACGGAACAUGCCGUGUCAUGUGCUUCCACCCCAAAUCUAAUGUAACCGUUCCUCUGAUGUCUCCAAGUGAAAUACGAGCUGUCAUUGACAGGUGGAUUGAACAGCAAGAGGAGUUAGGACAAAAAUUUGAGUGGGUUCAAAUUUUUGAAAAUAAAGGAGCUGUUAUGGGAUGUUCAAAUCCCCACCCACACUGUCAAAUCUGGGCAUCGUCCUAUGUACCAAAUGAACCACGGGUAAAAGAUGAAAAUCAACUGGCAUAUUAUUUGAAGCAUGGACGUCCAAUGCUGAUGGAUUAUGUGAAGAAGGAAUGCGCUAAAAAGGAAAGGCUUGUCCUUGAAAAUGAACAUUGGAUUGUAGUUGUGCCUUACUGGGCUGUUUGGCCUUUUGAAACUAUGGUUCUUCCCAAAAUGCAUGUGCAACGGUUUACAGACCUUACUCCACCCCAGCGUGAUUCACUAGCUGACAUCAUGAAACGUGUAACCACAAAAUAUGACAACCUCUUUCACACCAGCUUUCCUUAUUCAAUGGGCUGGCAUGGUGCACCCACAGGGAAGUUUUUAAAAGAAGAUUUGAAGCAUUGGGUUUUCCAUGGAAUUUACUAUCCUCCUCUUCUUCGGUCAGCGACAAUUAAGAAGUUCAUGGUGGGCUACGAAAUGCUGGCACAGUGUCAGAGAGACCUCACUGCAGAGCAAGCAGCAGACAAACUUCGUCAGCUGCCUGAAGUUCACUACAAGUUAUCAGCAAAGAAGUAGAAAACUAUCUGCUGCCCUGAUGGCAAACUCAUGUUAGUUCUCAGUUCACCUGCUUUCUCAUCAGUUUCUCUGAAAGUUUGGUGUAAUUUCACAGAAGGUUGUUUCUAAAAAUAGAUGCUUUAUGUACAAAA